Messenger RNA from Rotaria sp. Silwood2, 219 nucleotides. The record is from the annotation of a GenBank genome assembly. Lineage: Eukaryota; Metazoa; Rotifera; Eurotatoria; Philodinida; Philodinidae.
AUGGGUUGUCAAGGAUCGAAAAGUGUUAUUUCUAUACGAAGCGGACUGACUUUUCUUGAUGUAACCAUUCAACAACUUGAACAAUUGAAUCGUACCUAUGGUUAUAAUGUGCCAUUAGUUUUAAUGAAUUCAUUUAAUAUACAUGAAGAAACAGAAAAAAUUCUUCAAAAAUAUAGUCAUGUUUCUGUUAAAAUUUAUAAUUUUAAUGAAUCAAAGUAA